This is a messenger RNA of Periconia digitata, 1548 nucleotides long. The record is from the annotation of a GenBank genome assembly. Lineage: Eukaryota; Fungi; Ascomycota; Dothideomycetes; Pleosporales; Periconiaceae.
ACCCACGGACCGCCGGUGUACACGAUCCAUCCCACUGUUGUUGAUACUAUCUUCUCUUCUUUCCACACAUCAUCAUCGCCAGCAAAAUCAUCAUCAUCAUUAUCAUCUGCUGCUGCUGCUGCUGCUGCUGCUGCCUCAUCAGUUACCCCGUUUGCCACGGUUAUUUCACCCACGGUAUUGCGCCCGUCGACUGCACUUGUACUGCACCGCGCCGCUUCUUGCGCGCCGUUGCGGGCGACUUCCAGCUCAAUGGAUUCCGUUUUUGCCUUCCCUCACCAGCACCCGCUCUACCCGUCCGUGCCGACCCAUACCCACACUACCCUCAAUUUUCGAAGCGAGGAUGUGAAGCUCCAGAUCCGCCAGCAGCCCAAAGAGGCUCUGGUCACAGCUGACGGCAAGGAGAAAGCUCGCAAGCCUGUCGAUCCUCCCCCCAUCGUCCAAUGUCACAUCUCCUCCUCCGCCGACCCAGGCCAGCACUUUCUCCAGAGUCCCUAUCUGUUCAUGUGCGCCAGCCUGCAUAGACCCAAGGAUGAUGUCGCCGAAGAUCUGGGCAACAAUGCUCUGGCUGGUUCGCUGGUAUCUUCGUUACACCGACUCAAGGAUCACAACAACAAGGAUGGGGGCUUCUUCGUCUUUGGUGACAUCUCUAUCAAGGUUCAAGGUACCUAUUGCCUCAAGUUCAGCUUGUUCGAUCUUCACAAGGAAACCAACGAAGUGCAAUUCCUCACCAGCGUUUUCACCGAACCAUUCAAGGUUCUACCUGCCAAAGACUUCAAAGGCAUGGAGGAGUCCACCUAUCUCUCCCGUGCCUUCUCCGACCAAGGCGUCCGGCUAAGAUUACGGAAAGAACCGCGUGCGCUGAUGAGCGGGAGUAAACGCGGCUUCUAUCAGCGCGAUGAGCUGACUGUCACCGCACCUGCUCCCUCCGCCGACUACUCCUACCAGGAAACAUCGAAACGAUUUCGUCAGGAUACCGAGGAUUACUCCUAUCAUGAGACCUCGAAACGCUUUCGUCAGGAUACUGAGGACCGCAAGGAAAACUUCUCUAAUCCUGGGGUUUCCGAGCCGAAUUACGCGCCAUCAUAUGCCGCCUCAUCGCAGUACAUUUCCCGCCAACCAUCCUUGUCAUACAAUAUACCGCAAUACAGCAGCCAUCCAUACACACCUUUGCCAGUACCGAGUUCAACAACGGGCUCAUCCUAUCACUCGCCUUUGGCAAUACCGAGUACAACAGCAGCCUCAUCUUAUCACACACCUUUGGCAAUGCCGAGUACAACAGCGGCCUCAUCUUAUCACACACCUUUGGCAGUACCGAGUACAGCAGCCGGCUCAUCUUAUCAACUUCAAGGCAGUCUACCUAAUCCCUCGAAUUACUUCACCAGUCCUUUGCUUCCAUCGACCGCGUCGGAUGUAUUGCAUAGCCCGCAGCAUCAGAGAUAUAAUCAGCAUCUCGAUUACUCACAGAUUUAUUCUCCAUCUUAUAGUCAACAAGACAGUCAACAAGGGAACGUCAUUUGGGGUCAAGGGGGCGACGUGACCGACCAGUAA